This is a messenger RNA of Vitrella brassicaformis, 1127 nucleotides long. The record is from the annotation of a GenBank genome assembly. NCBI's taxonomy places the organism in Eukaryota, Vitrellaceae.
CGAAUAAAUUUGCAACGUGUGUUGGUUCCGUGACCAUGUCCCUUCCCACCAACCCUCGCCCGUGCACAUCAGUGAGCCAAUGUACGAGCACGUUCCUUCCCAUCAAUGUACUGGACUGGCAUCAGAUCAGCCAGCGAGAGUUCUCAGCGCCGCAGCCAACCACGGCAGCAGCGGCCAUGCAUGUCACGUGGCCGCUGCUCACGUAUGGGGCUGCGCAACUAAGAAUCACCUGCUGGCGACUUGCCACGACCUCAUUUGACCACCAGACGCACAACGAGCAUACCACAACAAAUGCCCUCUCCUGUGUACGCGAUGCAGUCAAUCACUCACAGACGAACGCACCCACCUACCUAUCCACCAUGAAUGUAUCUUAUCGACAAUCGCGUCCCACCCACCCCCACCAAGCCACUACGGAACUGACUAUGGCUGCCCUAAGGGUCUGUUAGGGGUUGUUUCCCAACAAGUAGUGGAGCUGCUUGCUGGCCUCGUUGUUGACCCAAGGCACCACGUCGAUGACCGCUGCGGGUCGCUGAUGGGGUACCUGGCGGGGUCGCUGGUCUGGAAGGCGUUGUUGAGCAUCACCGCCUCCAUCGUAGAGUGACAUCAAAUUCCUACGCAAACGCACGCAGAUCAGCCUGUUUUGUGUGUGUGUGUGUGUGUGUGUGUGUGUGGGUCGGUGGGCGGGUCAUCGUUACUCCGACUUCCUCUCACCAUUGGCAGUUGAACAGCAGCCUGACGGCCUCCCAGCAGGUCUCUGCUAGUAUCUCCCGGCCCGCAUUGAACGCCGCCAUGACGAUCUCCAGCUCCUGGGACCGCACCGCCCCCUCCUUGGCCGCCAUGAGUGCGUGAGAUACAUGGGGAGGUGGGGAGGGCUCUUCCAACUGACUGACCAGCGAGUGACAUGGGUGGUCUUCGGUGCGUCUGCCGGGGGCAUGGGAUCUACCUCGAACGCCAUGUCCUCACCGUGAGGUCUGCGCCGCAGCCGCAAACCUGAUAUCGAGGCGAAGAAACACAACAGCUGUGCGCAAAGCCCCUGCGGAUGAGUUUGCAUCUGUGCGUUGUCGCGUACCAUCAGGUGCUGCUUAGUUGAUGCGAAGAGAUCUGCGCUGGGCUGCGCGAAACUUGCG